AUGAUCAUUCUCCUUUUUUUAUAUUCUUUCAGUCCAACUUAUCCACAACAAGGUAAAAAAAUGUAUUUCAAUAUGGCAAAUAAAAUUCAAAUAAUACCGCACAAUCGUCAGGGACAACUGAAUACUACAUUUCUCGCAACCGUGCCUGGUGUGUUAAAAAUCGCCGAAAUUGCUCUGGCAUUCAUUUCAUUUAUUUUGGCAAUUUGUUCCGACCGUAAAGUCACAACAGCUGCAUGGACUGAGCAUAUAUCCUUUCAAGCAACAAUAAUCAUUAGUGCAUUAUUACUUGGCUAUGUAUGCUUUCCACAUUUGACGAUUAAAGACGAACAAACACGUGAAGGACUUAUUGUUGUCGAAUUAAUAUAUUACUUAAUUAAUACAAUGCUAUUCUUCAUAGCUAUUUGGCUUAUGCUACACCUCUCUGUUAGUUGGAAUAUAUAUGGGCGAGGUUCAGCUAUUAUAGAUUCGAUUAUAUGCGCUGCAUUAACGAUUCUAUUUGGAAUUGAAACAGUGAUUAAGUACCGUGCGUGGCGUUACGAGAAUACUCCAAUAUCCAAAAUCAUUCAAGGAGACAUCAAUUCAGACUCUGCACGAAAAUACGACAACGUGCAUGAACUACGAAGAGAUGAAGGUCCAGAAAUCGCGUGA
Molecule: messenger RNA, 648 nt
Organism: Dracunculus medinensis (Guinea worm)
Lineage: Eukaryota; Metazoa; Nematoda; Chromadorea; Rhabditida; Dracunculidae
Source: the annotation of a GenBank genome assembly